AUGGGUAAAUCCUGGAUUAACCAUCUUCUCGUGCUGUUUGCGUGGAGUUGCAUAUGUGCCCAGCAUAUGGAUGAUGAAUUUCCUUUUCAGUUCACUCAUUCCAUUUACGAUGUUACUAUAUAUGAAAACUCAGCAGCAAAAACCUUUGUUGAAUCCCAAACUAAGAUGGGCAUUUUUAUGACAAAUCAGUCUUGGGAUAUUUUUUACCUGAUAGAAUCUGGGAACCACGAGAAUUUAUUCAAAGCUGAGAACUAUGUUUUGGGUUAUUUCUGUUUCCUGCGUAUAAGGACCAGAGGAGGAAAUUCUGCCACUCUUAACAGGGAAGUUAAAGACCACUAUCUACUGACUAUAAAUGCCUUUGAAAGACAAACUGGCGCUGAAACUCAAACGCAAGUAAAAGUGCAAGUUCUGGACACGAACGACCUCAGACCGCUUUUCUCACCAACGACAUACAGUUUUUUUUUACCUGAAAGCUCAGCCGUCCGAACAAGUAUUGGCAAAGUCUUCGCCUCAGAUGCUGACACAGGCACCAAUGGAGAGUUUUAUUUCACUCUUAAAGACCACACUGACAUGUUCUCCAUUCAUCCUACCAGCGGGGUCAUAACUCUGACAGGCAAGCUGGAUUACUCAAAGGUGGCACUUUAUGAGAUGGAUGUGUUGGCUGUAGACAGAGGCUUGAAGCUCUAUGGGAGCAGCAGCAGCAGCAGUAGCACAGCGAAGCUAAAGCUGCACGUACUGCAGGCCAAUGAACAUGCACCUGUUAUCACAGCUGUCCCCUUAACUCCACUAAACCGAAUCAAAGAUCCCACUUAUGCAUAUGUGACUGUGGAGGACUGUGAUGAAGGGCAAAAUGGUGAGAUUGCUUCUUUGAGCAUCGUCGCUGGAGAUCCACUCCAGCAGUUCGAGACCUUCAGGAGGAGUCCUGGAAGUAAAGAAUACAAAAUUAAAGCCAUCAAGGAUGUAGAAUGGGAGGGUUAUAAUUUUGGGUACAACCUGACCUUGCAGGCCAAGGACAUGGGGAAUCCACCAAAAUUUUCUUCUGCGAUAGUUGUGAGGGUUAGAUCUCCCAACGAAUACGUUGAAAAUAUUACAUUUGAGAAGAGCAUUUACAAAGUUACUAUAAGUGAGUUUUCUCCACCGCACUCCCCUGUUGCAUUGGUCAGAGUCAUACCAAAAUAUCCCAAGAUCAAAUAUCUGAUGCAGUACAAAAUACAACAACACGAGAAUCCAUUUCUUAUUAAUCCAAAUACAGGCCUCAUUACCACUGCAGGUCCUAUAAAAGGAGACCGUGUUAGUCAAUAUGAAUUUGAGGUUGUCACGAGUGACAGGCGAGCAAGGACCAAAGUGGUCGUCAAUGUAAAUGACACAAACAACAAUGCCCCCAAGUUUCAACAGUCUUAUUACGAUGCAAGCAUCGAUGAACACGUGCCCAUAGGGACCAGCAUCCUAACAGUGAGUGCUAGCGACGAAGAUGAUGGAGAAAAUGGUUAUGUCACCUACAGUAUUGUCAAUGUAAACAAACAACCUUUUGUCAUGGAUUAUUUCACCGGCGUCAUAAGCACCGCCAAAGAUUUAGAUUACGAAACAAUGCUAAGUAAAUUCUCUGUACGAGUUCGAGCCUCGGACUGGGGCUUCCCUUUUCGUCGCGAGGCGGAAGCUGUUGUCUCAAUCACACUUACUAACCUAAAUGAUAAUACGCCACAAUUUGAGAAUAUUGAUUGCGACGUCACUGUGCCAAGAUCUCUUGGAGUCGGUGAGCAAAUUAUAGCCGUGUCCGCCAUCGAUGCCGACGAUCUAGGUGUAGUGCGGUACACAAUUGAUGCUGGUAAUAUCAUGAAUCUUUUUGAAUUGGAUUCCAGCUCUGGUGUGCUGACACUUAAAAAGUCAUUGAGGAAUAGCGAAGCAGCAAAACAGUAUUUUCACCGCAUACAAAUAACUGCCAGUGAUGGGGAAAAAUCAAGCACCCCUCUGUUAUUAAAUCUAACUAUUGUAAGUGCUCUUAAACAGGUCCGCUCCAAAUGUUUAGACACUGGUGUAUUGAAAUCCAUGGCAGGUUUGCUGCCUUUUCACUUUAAACAACACAGUCGGGUGGAACCACAUGAUGAAUUCGCAGACAUCCAUUCUGUUAACCGCAACACUCCACGCUUUAUAGAGUCCACUCCAAGUCUGAUACAAAUAAAAGAGGACCUUCCUGUAGGGAGUAGCAUUGCACUCCUCCGAGCUUCAGAUUCAGACUCUGGCUUCAAUGGGAAAUUGCUUUUUGUUAUCUCAGGGGGAGAUUUUGAUAGUUGUUUCACAAUUGAAUCUGACACCGGGUGGCUCAAAGUUUACCAACCGCUUGAUAGAGAAACAAACGACCACUACACGCUCAACAUCACGGUUUAUGACCUCGGCUUACCACAGAAGUCCUCGUCUCACAUGUUAGAAAUUGAUGUUUAUGACGCCAAUGACAACACCCCAGAGUUUUUACAACUUGAGUAUUCGGUAGAUAUAAGUGAAGAUACCGCUGUGGGAACAGAUGUCAUUCAGCUGGAGGCGAAUGAUAAAGAUUUGGGGUUCAACGGAAUGGUUAGAUACUCAUUUAUGACUAAAACAGACAAAUUUGCCAUAAAUGAAGACACAGGGGUGGUAAUGGUUAGCAGUCUGUUAGACAGAGAAACCAACCCAUCAUUUAUUUUAAAGGUAGCCGGGUUUGAUAAUGCAAUCGAUGAGCCUAAAAUGCUAUCGACAGUGUUGUUGCAUAUUAAUUUAGAGGAUGUGAAUGACAAUGCCCCUGCAUGUAUACCUCAAGACUACCACGUAAGAGUGAGAGAAGAUACUCCAGUGGGCACAUUAGUGAUAUGGCUAGAAGCUUAUGAUCCUGACCUUGGCCCGUCCGGACAGGUGAGAUACACUCUAACAGAUGGUGAAGAUGAAAGCUUUCAUGUGAAUAAAGUGACUGGAGCCGUGUACCUCUCUCAGACGCUUGAUUUUGAAACAAGGCAAGUGUAUAAUUUGACAGUAAAGGCCAAAGACAGAGGCAAACCAAACUCACUGUCUUCAUCCUGCUUCAUUCAAGUGGAGGUUGUGGAUGUUAAUGAGAACUUGUACCGUCCUGCCUUUCCAUUCUUUGUGGACCGGGGAGCUCUGAGUGAAGAUGCCCCGGUUGGCUCGUCUGUUAUGAAGGUUAAGGCGCACGAUGAAGACAGCGGUCGGAAUGGAGAUGUGCGUUACUCCAUACGAGACGGUUCUGGCCUUGGAGUGUUCACAAUUGAUGAAGAGAGUGGCAUUAUAAGAACACAAGAGAUCCUGGACCGUGAGACCACCAGUCAUUACUGGCUCACCAUCUACGCUACGGAUCAGGGAAUUGUGCCGCUUUCCUCAUUUGUGGAAGUCUACAUUGAGGUUCAAGAUGUCAAUGAUAACGCUCCGCUGACAUCAGAACCUGUUUAUUUCCCUUCUUUAUCUGAGAACUCCCCCAAAGAUGUCUCCGUUAUCCAGAUCCAGGCAUUUGACCCGGACACUAAUUCAAGUGAUAAUCUCUCAUUUAAAAUAACCAGUGGGAAUCCACAGGGAUUUUUUGCCAUCAACUCCCAGACAGGAUUGGUGACAACAACAUCACGCAAACUGGACAGGGAACAGCAGGCAGAGCAUGUUCUUGAAAUCACUGUCUCAGAUGAUGGCCAUCCACCCAAGUCUACAGUGGUUCAUGUAAUAGUCAACGUAUUGGAUGAAAAUGACAACAGCCCUCAGUUCUUGGAGAAGAUCUUUCAAAUCAAGCUGGUGGAACGGCCAGAGGCUGUUGAACCGGAGCCAGUUUAUCGAAUGAUUGCAUAUGACAGAGAUGAGAGUCCCUCUUCUGAUAUCUCAUACACCUUUGAGGAAAGUGAAAAGCAUGGGACAUUCUUCAUUGAGCCCAAAUCUGGGAUUGUGUUCUCCAAAGGAGCUUUUUCAGCCAGCGAGUAUCAUAUCCUGACGAUUAAAGCGUCAGACAAUGGACAGCCUUCGCAUUCGUCCAUCUGUCGGUUGCACAUUGAGUGGAUUCCAAAGCCUAAGCUGGCUAAACAACCGUUGGCAUUUAAGGAGAUCUCCCUCUCUUUCUCUGUGAUGGAGAGUGAUCCUGUGGCCAAUAUGGUGGGAGUCAUCAGUAUACAGCCUCUUGACUCUCCAGUAUGGUUUACAAUCAAAGGAGACACACUUGCUAAAGAGAUGUUUCACAUUCUGCAGAUGGCUUGUGACCUGAACUGUUCAGCAGGUGAAACUUCUGACAACCGGUUUGACGCUGAGAUGGCAAGUGGCACUAUCAUCAUUGCUGGUGCUCUGGAUGCUGAACAGCAGUCGAAUUACAACCUCACCGUUGAAGCAACAGAUGGGACAAGAUCCAUCAGCACUCAGGUCAUAAUUCACGUUAUUAACGUAAAUGAACAUCGACCUCAGUUUGGUCAAAACCAAUAUGAGAUCACAGUUCCAGAGGAAAUCCGACCUGGGAUGAAGAUACUGGAAAUAGAUGCAACAGACAAAGACGAGAAGAAUAAAUUAUAUCACACACUGUUAAGCAGAACAGAAACCUUUGCCCUAAAGAAGUUUCGUCUUGACCCCGAGACAGGAUUUUUGUACACUGCUGAAAAGCUGGACCAUGAAACCAUGCACAAACAUGUCCUCACUGUUAUGGUUAGGGAUCAAGGCUUCCCUGUGAAAAGCAAUGUUGUGAGAGUGAUUAUCAAUGUUGAGGACAAUAAUGACAAUGCACCGUGGUUCAUCAGCCCCCAGUACACAGCUCGUGUGUUGGAGACAGCUGCGAUUGCUUCAUCUGUGUUACAAGUCACGGCUUUAGACAAAGACAAAGGGAUGAAUGCUGAAAUAUUCUACAGUAUAGAUUCAGGAAAUCGUGGAAACUCCUUCAUCAUCGAUCAGUCAUCAGGCAUUAUAACAGUUGCAAGGGAACUUGAUCGUGAAUACAGAGACCAGUAUGUGUUGCUAAUAAAAGCGACAGAUAGAGGAGAACCUCCCCUCAGUGUGCUUACAUCUGUGCACAUCACAGUCACCAUCUCUGAUAAUGCAAAGCCAAAGUUUCCCCUAAAUUCAAUAUCAGCUGAGGUCAGUGAAUCUGACCCGCAUGGCAGUUUUGUCACUUUAGUCUCAGCUUUCAGUCAAUCGUCCGUAUUUUACCAAAUCACAGAAGGAAACGUGAAACAUGCAUUCAACAUCAAUCCAAACUCUGGCGCUAUUGUGACACGAAAAAAUCUGGACUUUGAAACCCUUCCGUCAUAUACCCUGAUUGUACAAGGUACAGACAUGGCUGGAAUGUCAAGCAGUGUCACAGUAAACAUUCUUCUAAAAGAUGAAAACGACAACGCUCCUGUUUUUACUCAACCUGAGUUUACUGGCUAUAUUAGUGAAUCAGCCACCGUUGGCAGUGUGGUUUUAACCUCUCAGAAUGUUCCGCUAGUUGUUCUUGCAACAGAUGCAGAUGAGCACAUGAAUGCCAGACUCGUCUAUGAGAUUAUAGAGCCAUUCGCUCAUAAUUAUUUUUCAAUCGAUUCUGGGACCGGAGCUAUCACAAGUCUCAGCAGUCUGGAUUAUGAACAGAGAAAAGUGUUCAACUUCAGAGUACAGGUGCAUGACACCGGGGAACCACGGUUAUUUGCGCAAAGCACAGCUAACGUGACGAUCUAUGUCAUUAAUAUAAACGAUUGUGCUCCAAAAUUCACUCAGGAUUUGUAUGAGAUGACACUUCUCCUUCCUACCUACAAAGGUGUUAAAGUUAUGACAUUAAACGCUGUAGAUGAGGACUCCUUGCCAGGCACCAAACUGCGUUUUGCACUUGUAGAUGGUAACAUCGGAAACAAGUUCCUCCUUGAACCAAUUUCAGGUGAUAUUUUUGUGCAAAAUGCUACACGGUUGCGUAGCAGAUACAGGCUGAUGGUCCGAGUCUCCGAUGGAAGACAUACUGGCUCUGCAACUGUGAAAAUCACAAUAAAAGAUGACAAAGAUAAACAUCUGAGGUUCUCACAGGAAAUGUUUACUGCCUACGUGCAAGAAACCUCAACGGAGAGGAAAACUCUGGCAAUCCUCUCGGUAGUUGGACACAGAAUCAACGAGCCACUGUUUUAUUCAAUUCUCAACCCCAACGGCAGGUUUGAAAUAGGACGCACAUCCGGAGUGCUCUUCUCCACAGGCGUUCCAUUUGAUCGCGAGGAGCAGGAUUUGUUUGACGUCUUUGUGGAAGUCACAAAGGAGUCAAGGUUGAAUGGAAACGCUCGGGUUCUUGUGAGAGUGCAUGUCGAGGAUGUAAACGAUAAUGCUCCUGUCUUUGUCGACCAGCCGUACAUCGUUGUUGUUCAGAUUGGCCAAACUGUCGGUUCUGUGUUCAGGAAGGUGACCGCUGUUGACAGAGAUAUUGGAAGAAAUGCAGAGGUUACAUAUUAUUUGAAAGAAAAUUAUGAAUAUUUUCAUGUUAGCUCCUCUGGAGAUAUAUCUCUCGGGAGACCUCUUGAACUAGACAGUCUUGGAAAGUUUGUUCUCAACAUCACCGCAAAAGACGGAGGUGAUCCACCUCUGUUCUCAGAAGCAGAGGUCUUCAUUUCAGUGGUGUGCAAAGCAGUGCCUGUGUUCGAAAGACCUUUUUAUAAGGUUGAAAUCCCAGAGAAUGUGCAAAUACAUACGUCUAUACUUCAGGUCGUGACCAAUGAGUCUGCAGGACCUUGUGCAGUCUACAGUAUCUCCGGGGGAGACCCAUUCCAUCAAUUCUCCAUUAGCUUUAAUUCAGGACUUAUCGAAGUCAUCCAAUUGUUGGAUUAUGAGACUCAUCCUGCAUAUCGAUUGAACAUCCAGGCAACAGACUGUCUAACCGGAACUCACUCUGACGUUUUUGUAGAUAUCAUUUUGCAGGACGUCAACGACAACAAGCCCAGAUUUGAAGCUGCUAUGUACAACAUCAGCAUCUCUGAAUCUGUUGUUAUUGGAUCCUCUGUGUUACAAGUGAUGGCUAUAGACUCUGACACAGAAAGUAAUGCAGAGUUGUUUUAUCAGUUGUAUGAAAAAGAGGGAAACCUUUCCGAUCAUUUCAGAAUAGAUGGCGAGAGUGGAGUCCUUUGGACGACUGGGCUGUUGGACUACGAAACCCAAUCGGAGCAUGAACUGAUAGUAAAAGCUGUUGACCGUGGAAUGUUUCAGCUUUCUUCUGAGGUCCGAGUGUUCAUAUAUGUGACUGAUAUUAAUGACAACCCACCUGUGUUUUCCCAACAGCUUUAUAAUGCCACCAUACACACGAUUUCCCAACCAGGGCAGUUUGUGAUGUGUGUUAGGGCAUUUGAUGUCGAUAGCCCCGCUGUCGGUCUACUUGAAUACUCUGUUUUGUCUGGAAACAACAAGAAAAAUUUUAACAUCGAUGCGACGACUGGAGAAAUUGUGAUGGCAAGCAUUAGCCGACAGUCUCUUGAGUCUGUCUAUAGCCUAAUUGUGUCUGUGACUGAUGGUGUUUUUAGAGUAACCGCUGAAGCUAAAAUCAAUAUAAUGGGUGACAAUAACCACAACCCAUUAUUUACCCAGAAAGAGUAUCUCAUAGAGCUCAAAGAGGACUCUCCAGUUGGCUCGUUGGUCUUAAAAGUCGAAGCCUUUGACAAAGAUGCAGGAAUAUAUGGUCAAUUGACAUUCUUGAUUGUGAAUGAUAUUGCCAGGGAAAAAUUUACAGUCAAUGAUGAUGGGCAGAUUCACACACUAGAGAGCUUAGACCGAGAAAAGCCAGGAGAGAGAACGAUGAACAUCAGUUUAAUGGCUAAAGAUGGUGGUGGAAGAUUAGGGUUUUGCACCGUUGUUGUAAUUCUCUCUGACGUGAAUGACAUUACACCCAAGUUCAUGCUUUUGGAAUAUAAAAGUUCUGUGCCAGGAGAUGCUCUCAGAGGAACAACCGUGAUCAAAAUUUCUGCAGUAGAUGAAGACGAGGGACGUAAUGCUGACAUUACUUAUAUUAUUGACUCGGAUAUAGACCUCUUUGAAAUCCACCCUUUUAGUGGUGUCAUUGUCACAAAGAAAAGUCUAAUUGGUCUGGAAAAUAGCCUGUAUUCAUUCUUUGUUAAAGCUAAAGAUUCUGGAAGCCCACCAAAGCAAUCUGUUACUCCUGUUUCAGUUAGAAUACUUCCCCCUGAAACGUCAAGGCCAAAGUUUAUCGAACCAUUUCGCCGUCUUGAACUUUCAGAAGAUGUACUUUUUGGAACUGAGAUUGAUAUCUUCCGUGCCAAGGAUGAGCAGUCUGUUAUAUAUAGCCUUGUCAGAGGAAGCACCCUAGAGAGUAACCGAGAUGAUGUCUUUACCAUUGACAGCAACACCGGAAGACUAACACUCGCAAAGAAACUUGACUAUGAAGCUACAAAAUGGUAUCAACUCUCUGUGCAGGUCCAAGACGUUGAGGUGGGUAUGGAAUUAGUCUCAACUAUAGAUGUGACUAUCCAUCUUAAAGAUGUCAAUGACAACAUCCCACAGUUCGAGUCCUUCCCCUACCGGUCUUACAUUGUUGAAAAUCUACCAGGAGGGACAUCUAUUGUGCAACUCAAAGCCUCAGAUUUGGAUUCCGGGCUGAACGGUCAGGUCACAUAUAGUCUGCAUGAAAACCAGGAUAGUCCUGAAGUCCUGGACAUGUUUGCAUUGGACAGUGAGAGGGGCUGGAUAACCACCCUUAAAGAGUUGGAUAGGGAAAAGAGAAACGAAUACCUGAUCACAGUAGUGGCCGUAGACAGUGCCCAGGGCCACCGGUUGACAGGCACUACUGUUGUGGAAGUGACAGUUGUGGACACCAAUGACAACCCACCAGUAUUUACUAAAGCUGUAUUUAAAGGCACUGUGAGGGAAGAUCAAUCCGUUCCAGGCACAGUUGUCUCUAUUCUCAGCUCGACUGAUGCCGACAGUGAGGAGGUCAACAGAAGGUUCAACUGCUUUAUCACAGGUGGCGACUCACAGGGCCUGUUUGAUGUGAAGUAUACAGAUGGUGUUUGGGCCGUAGCUGUCACGAAGACCCCAGACAGGGAGGAGAAAGAUUUCUAUCUUUUAAACAUCACGGCCACCGAUGGAACCUUUGUGACGAAGGCUGCUGUAGAAAUCACUGUGCUCGAUGCAAAUGACAACAGCCCUGUUUGUGAAAGGGAUGUGUAUGUUCAGACUGUUCCUGAAGAUGUGACUCAUGGAACACAGAUUCUUCAAGUCUCAGCCACAGACGCAGAUAUUAAGUCAAAUGCAAAAAUCACAUAUCAGCUGAGAGGCAGUGGAGCCGAAUCAUUCACAAUCGAUUCCAAAACAGGUGUCGUAAGAACACUGGCGAACCUUGACAGGGAGACGACAGAUGUGUACAACCUAACUGUGCGUGCAGUGGACGGAGGCGGUCGCUUCUGCCAGGCUGCUGUGGUCGUUACUGUGGAUGAUGUUAAUGACAAUGCCCCCAAAUUCACCUCCGACCCACAUCACGUGAGCCUUUUUGAGAAUACACAACCUGGGACCUACGUGUCACGACCACAGGCCUUUGAUGCAGAUAACGGAAUGAACAGUAUAGUACACUACUCUUUUGAGGACUCCGCCGGCGGUCUGUUUUCUAUUGAGGAGAGUUCAGGGAUUGUCAGUUUAGAAGGGACUCUGGACAGACAGAAGAAGGAGGUAUACGUGCUGAGGGUACGUGCCACAGACAGGGGCUCUCCCCAUAGACUCUCCUCUCUCACCUCUGUAGUAGUGACCAUAUUGGACGCUAAUGACUAUCCACUGGCGUUCGAGCACAGGACUUACAUUUCCACCGUCCCUGAGGAUGUCUCGAUAGGGACUAAGCUUCUUAAUGUCUUUGCUGCAAGCAGAGAUGGAGUAAUUACAUCUCAAGCUACCUAUUCGAUCACCAGCGGCGACGAGAAAGGAGCUUUCAGCAUUAACUCACAGACAGGUGACAUCUUUGUGAUGGCGCCACUGGAUUUCGAGGUUUCUCCACAGCACUACCUGACAGUGAAGGCUGUUGCCGGAGGAAAACAAUCCUUUAGUGACACGGCUACUGUUACUGUCCACCUCCUGGACGUCAAUGACAACAGUCCUGAGUUCAGCCAGAACAUCUACUCAGUUGCUGUCAGUGAGGACGCUGGGCCAGACAGCACUGUACUGACGGUACUAGCAAAUGAUUUGGAUGGACCAUUAAACAACCGUAUCCACUACUCCAUUAAAGACAACAACCAGAUGUGUCCAUUCAUCAUAGAUGCAGACAGUGGAGAACUGAGAGUGGCCCAACCGCUGGACAGAGAAAAGGUAGCGAGUUACACGCUGACCGUGCUGGCUUCUGACAAUGGAAAUCCCCCUAAAUCCAGCAGCGCUACAAUAAACAUAAUCAUAUCUGAUGUGAAUGAUAAUCCCCCUGUCUUCUCUCAGACUAACUACAGUCUCAUCAUCCAGGAGAAUGUUCCUGCAGGGGUCAGUGUGCUACUGCUCAAUGUGACCGACAAUGAUUCCCUUCAAAAUGGACCUCCUUUCUCAUUUAGUAUUGUAAAGGGUGAUGAUAUUAAUCCUUUCAGUAUAGACCAGCAGGGUUUGGUUAAGACCAUUGGACCAGUAAGAGGCCAGUACGCUUUCAAAGUGCAGGUGUCUGACAAUGGAAGGCCCACAUUGAAAUCGGUCGCAUCUGUCAAUGUGCUUGUAGUUCAAGCGAGUGUGUAUCCACCAUCUGUACGGUCUCUGGAUGUUUUCAUCGUGGUCCAGGAAGACGAAUACUCGGGAGGCAUGCUGGGAAGGGUCCAUGCAACAGAUGAAGAUGAAUACGACACUCUCACAUUCAGUCUGGAGUCAAACAGCUUGUUCUAUGUGGUUGCCACGGAUGGCAGAUUGUUUGCCCGUGGAGGCCUAGAUGUGGGUCAUUACCGACUCAAUGUCUCCGUCAGCGAUGGCCGUUUCACAGUUUCGGCCAACGUCACAGUGCACGUCCAGCGAGUCACACAGCAGAUGCUGGAUGGCCUGGUUUCUGUGCGCUUUGCUGGCGUAGCUGCUGAGAUUUUCAUCCAGGAUCACUGGAGUAACUUCCAGAGGGCGGUCCCCGGCCUCACGGGAUUCCACCGGGCCGAUGUGCAGUUAAUCAGUCUGCAGCCUGCAGAAAUGAGCGAGGACCUGGAUGUUCUUCUGUUCUUUGAGAGAUCGAGAAGAUCUGGUGCCAGCUUCCUGGAAGCAGUUGUUCAGAAGCUUAACUCUUCCAGGGAAGGGAUAAGAAAGAUGACGGGACUGAAUCUGGUGAGGGUUUUGAACAGCCGGUGCUUGAGCCCGGAGUGCCGGGGUGGCACGUGUAAGUGGGUGGAUCUACUCAAUCAGACCAGCAUGGCUACAUAUAGCACUGCUAUUGUGAGCUAUGUCACACCCAGACAUCAUGUCAUGGCUGAAUGUCUGUGCACAGAUAAAACGUGCAUAAAGCAUAAAACUAGCUGUUUCAAUAAUCCCUGUCCGAAGGGCUUUGAAUGUGUAUCUGUUGAGGGAGGAGAUGAGCACAGCUGUAUAUGCACAGGUGAUGCUAAAGGCAAAUGCUCAGGAGGAUCUACAAUGACAUUUACUGAGACCAGCUACAUUAGUUAUCGCCUGAGAGAAAACUCUAGAGAACUUAAACUCAAACUUAAGUUAAAAACUCUCUCAAGAGAAGGAACAGUCAUGGUUGCCAGAGGAAGAGGCCAUAGCAUUCUACAGAUAUUAGGAGGUAGACUGCAGUUCCGGUUUGACUGCGGCUGGGGUCUCACUACAGUUUCUGUACACAGUAUACUUGUGAAUGAUGGGCAGUGGCACCUAGCAGAACUCGAGGUGAAGGGUAACUAUGCCAGACUGAUUCUGGAUCGGCUUCAUUCUGCAUCAGGCACCGCUCCCGGGCCCCUGCACUGCUCCAACCUGGGCAACCAGGUGGUCCUGGGUGGGCACGCUGAUGUUCUCAGGGCCAGGCUCAAGCGCAGUCUGCCUCUAUCAGACGGUCUGCAGGGCUGCAUGGACUCUGUGGAGUUUAACGGACAAAGACUGUCUUUGGACUCCGAUGGUCCAUUAGGGGCUUCCAUAGAGAACAUGGUGGGGGUGUUUCCUGGCUGUGUCUUCUCAUCCCCAGACUGCUCCAGUAAUCCUUGCCUCAAUGGAGGGAGCUGCUUGAAGAGACAGGGCGGAGGUUGCUUCUGUAAAUGCAACACUUUAUUCUCUGGGACUCAUUCUGAGGUCAAAAUCAGUCCUUGUGACUCCAACCCCUGCCUGUAUGGAGGAACCUGUAUUCAAAAUAACUUGAACUAUAUCUGUGAAUGUCGGGGCGAGUACUCGGGUCAAAGGUGUCAAAUUGGACCAUACUGCAAAGAGAACCCGUGUCAGAAUGGUGGACUAUGUAUUGACAGUCUUGAUGGACCAGUUUGUGAGUGUGAGCCGGGAUUUAAGGGAGAAAGAUGCACGGUUGAUGUCGAUGAGUGUCUGGACAACCCUUGCUUAAACAAUGGCCGUUGUGUCAACACGCUCGGCUCCUUUAACUGCUCCUGUUUACCAGGAUUUAGUGGAAGACUGUGUGCGAUCGACACAGAGGACAGGAACCGCAUCGUGUCUUCAUCCUGGAAUUUACGGCUCGCAGAGCUGAUUGGAACGCUGGCGUUCCUGACAGCCAUUUUUGCUUUGGCACUGCUCUUAUUGUUAGCUUUGAUAGGCUCUUGCAAACCUGUGAAAAAAGAGCAAUGUCAUGACAGAUACAGAGCCGAUGAUUCUUAUAUUCAGACGUCCAAUGUUUACAAUCAAGCUCGACAAGGCUCCUCUGUGGAUACCCCACCGCAGGUUCCCGUGCGACCCAUCUCCUACACGCCCAGCGGUCCUGGAGAGGUCAGAAACAAAAGAGAGUUUAGCAGCUUGUCAGAUCCGCUCUUUGGUCUUAAGAAGACUGUAGCUGUGUGCAGUGUAGUUCCUAACAUACCACACCACAAAGCUUCUCACCUUCACUCACAAAAUGACUACGGACAUCAAACAGAUUGGGAUGAGGAAUAUGAUGGUAGAAGAGGGAUGCGGUCUGUGUCGUCCCUCCAAUCAGAUGUCACGGAUGACAACAACUAUCACUGGGACACCUCAGAUUGGAUGCAGAAUGUUUACAGUCCUGGGAGCCAAGCUCUUGUCCAGUGUGAAUUUGGGCAGAUGUCCUCCAUGCACACCACUCCAGGCAUUCUAGACACAGACUACUUUCCUAGAGACGAUGACAUUGGGAACUUUCUACCCACUUCAGAUCUGCCUUCCGAUACUGAAAUGCCUGCUCCAGGGUACUAUGACCAGCAUACCAGACCAGAACUGUACCACACCAGCCACCCAACAGCAAUGUCAAACUCCACAUCCUUCAGUCAACAUCAUAGCCAUGACUAAGUGCAACCCAAUGAAGCAGCUGUUGGAAUGCCUCACAGCCCAUGUUAGGACCUGUUCAAUUUCCGGCAGACACUUCUAAUUGAUAACCCGCAAGCAGGGUCGUGACGUUGCAUUGUCAGAUCAUUGUGAAUUAUCAUUUAAAACUGCCUUUUAAGGCCUCUUCAUCUCUUCUGAGUGAGAAGUAUUCCAAACAUUGAAAAAAAACACAUUUUUAAUGAGGCAUUACUUAGUACACCUUUUAGAAUUGUUAUACAUCAUUUCUCACCAUGUGAACAUGAAUGUGAACAAAUGUCAUUGAC
Triplophysa dalaica is the source of this 13634-nucleotide messenger RNA. It is a transcript of the gene fat1b, whose product is annotated as FAT atypical cadherin 1b. The transcript has 27 exons. NCBI's taxonomy places the organism in Eukaryota, Metazoa, Chordata, Actinopteri, Cypriniformes, Nemacheilidae. The record is from RefSeq and is a predicted model, not a curated record. Gene Ontology annotation, biological process: homophilic cell-cell adhesion. Gene Ontology annotation, molecular function: calcium ion binding; cadherin binding. The coding region runs from base 1 to 13335 and encodes 4444 amino acids. Gene Ontology annotation, cellular component: plasma membrane; catenin complex.